AUGAAUUCCUCGCCGUCGGCUACAGAAGGAUCCAGCACAUCGCCUGUGAUUAGAGAUGGUCAACGAGAUAGAAGAUUUGGAAAACAUGGGGCAAAGCGAGGGAAAUUACGGAACGGAACUUUUGUGUUACCCAGUACUGGGGAACGGGUUCGCAGACAAAUCACGCUGCGAAGUCCAUCAGGCUUUGACGGGCCGGCGCGACAAUACACAUACGAUGAAGGGUUGGGUUUGGGCCUGAACUUGAGGAGAGAAGAUACAAAUAUAUUCCAGAAAAGUUGGUCCUAUUGUGCUGAAUCCUGGAAGGAAUUUUUGAAAUGGUUACAAUCACCUGUUGGGAAGGGAAUAGUGAAAUGCUCGUUGGCAUACACAUUUGGAAGUUUGGCGACUUUCUCACCAUACCUGGCGAAUUUUCUAGGGCACCAAGAUGGAAAACAUAUGGUGGCUACAAUCACGGUCUAUUUCCAUCCUGCGAGAUCAUCGGGAUCUAUGAUUGAAGCAGCUAUACUAGGUAUCUCGGCAUUCCUAUACGCAGUCUUCAUAUCUGUAUCGAGUAUGGCGGUCUCGGUAUACUGCGAAACGCAAUUGGGUCUAAUAGAGCUCGGUUAUGCCUUCAUACUUAUAUUGUUUUGUGGAGGAGGCCUCGGAUUCAUUGGUUGGUUCAAGCAAGCCUACAAUGCUCCAUUGGUUAGUGUUGCUUGUAGUCUGGCAAGUUUGGCAAUCAUUACGGUUCUCACAAAAGAAAAUGCGGUUCAAGUAGGUGUUUUUUCGGACGAUAAAAUCGUUCAAGUGAUGAAAAUGGUUAUCAUGGGAAUGGUUUCGACGUCAAUUGUUAGUUUAUUAGUAUGGCCGAUAUCCGCGCGAACAGAGCUUCGAGAGAGUAUGAUCAAAACUACUGAUUCCUUUGGAGAUAUGCUUACUAUGAUCACUCGAGGCUUUCUCAGUGGUGCGGAAACUGAUUUGAGCUCAACUACCUUCGACCGGGCUCAGAAGCAGUAUAAAUCAGUAUCUACCCAGCUCACAAACAACUUAAAAGAGGCAAAGCUGGAACAUUAUGUUCUAGGCACAGAAAACCAAUAUGCAAUUGAGGCAAGGCUUGUCUGUUGCAUGCAAACACUUGCUCAAUCCAUUGGAGGUCUACGAAGUGCUGCGUUGACACAAUUUUCAUUGCUUCAAGAACCCACAAUAAGUAGCGCAACACCCACAGGCUCACAUGGGUUCCCGUCGUCUCAAAUAUAUCCCGUUAGUCGACCUAUCAGUAGCAAAUCAGAUCGAUUUGCAGUUCUUGGAGCUAUUGAGGAAGCAUCAGAAGAAGGGAGUGAUCUUGACGCCGUUUCAGAAAGACCCAAGUUUCUUACUCGGCAAGGUACAGAGACCACACUAUCUAGUAUCGCUAUGCCUACAGUUCGAACACCUUCGGAAAUCUUUGGAAGAUUUAUCCUUCAUCUUGGCCCGUCGAUGAAGUCGCUCGCAUAUACUCUGUCGCAGAUAUUAGAAGAACUACCAUUUGCCGAAGGCCCUGACUACCGCAUCACUAUAAACGAACAUUUCAGAUCAAGUUUGACCGAAGCAUUAAAACUUUACACCAACGCGAGAGCUCAGGCACUUCAAGAACUUUAUAAAUCAAAAGAGCUCGAUAAGACACGCCCGGAGAGCAUUGAAGCUGAUUUCGAAGAGGUUGCUGCAAGCUGCGGCCAUUUUAGUUUCAAUCUGCAAGAUUUUGCAAGCGAAAUGCAGAACUAUUUAGCAAUUUUAGAAGAGUUGAAGGAAGAAGUGGAACGACCAAAGCAUCGUUCGUGGAGAUGGUUGAUGUUUUGGCGGAAGUCCAAGCGUCAAUCGGAAUCAGAUGCUAUCGACAAUGAAGAACAGGAACAACUUAUUGCGAGGGAUGUAGGGGAUGAAUUGCCAAAAGAUAUUCCUGAUCCUUUAACUACUAGACUUGGAUAUAGCAAGGUAGAAAUCGCUGCUAAGAUCAACCCGGGAACCAAGGGCGGUGUCAUACGACGAAAGGCAAUGCUUAUGAUACGGUUCCUGGAUCGUGAUGAUAUUCGAUUUGCUGUGAAGGUUGGCCUUGGAGCAGCUCUUUAUGCUCUUUUUGCUUUCAUUCCCGGAACAAGACCAAAAUAUCAGCAUUAUCGAGGAGAAUGGGGACUUUUGUCUUACAUGUUGGUGUGCAGCAUGACAAUUGGAGCAUCUAAUACGACGGGUUGGGCUCGUUUCAUUGGUACUUUCAUUGGUGCUGUAAUCGCAUGUGUUAUAUGGGUCAUUUGUGUCGGUAAUCCUUACGCUCUAGCUUUUUGCGGAUGGGUGGUCAGUUUACCUUGUUUUUACAUCAUCAUUGCAAAAGGUAAUGGUCCGUUUGGUCGCUUCAUCAUGCUUACCUACAAUUUAUCUUGUUUAUACGCAUAUUCUUUAUCAGUUAAGGACUCCGACCACGACGAUGAUGAAGGUGGUGUUAGACCCAUCAUCACCGAGAUUGCCUUUCACAGAGUCGUUGCGGUUCUUGCAGGUUGUAUCUGGGGUUUGAUCAUCACAAGAGUGGUAUGGCCAAUUUCAGCAAGACAAAAGUUCAAAGAAGGUCUAUCUCUUCUGUGGUUACGGAUGGGGCUUGUUUGGAAGAGAGAUCCUCUAUCGACGAUUGUAGAAGGCGAACCUCAAUAUUCGUAUAUGAAUUUGAGAGAGGAGUUCGAAUUUCAAAGAUACGUAUUUGUAUUGGACAAACUUCGAAGUGCAGCCGCAAGCGAAUUUGAGCUUCGAGGUCCAUUCCCAUCCGCGACUUAUGGGCGAAUAGUCGAAUCUACGACUAAAAUGCUGGAUGCAUUUCAUGCUAUGAAUGUAGUCAUCCAAAAGAAUGCUGAAGCUAGCGAAGGUGAAGCUUUAUUAUUGAAGUACACAGAAGAGGAGAGAGCACAACUUUGUGCAAGAAUUAGUCAUUUGUUUCAAGUUAUGGCCUCCUCAAUGAAGCUCGAAUAUCCUCUCUUAGCGGAUAAUCUUCCCAGCACGGCUAACGCCCGCGAUCGUCUCUUAGCAAAAAUCUUUCAAUUUAGAAGACAAAUAUCGAUUAGUAAUCGUCGUAGUAAUGAGGACGAUGUACGCGCACAAGACGAUGAUGAAGAUGAGUUGCCGAUAUCUUUAGGGUUGGGAUUGCAAGGGAGUGGUUUGCAAGAAAGACUUGAUCAGGAAAUCACAGUGAAAGAUUUAGAUUAUGAAAUCUUAUAUGCUUUCAUUUUGGUGACGAGACAAUUGGCGGAAGAAAUUGGAAAGGUGCAGAGAGAAGUGGAGUUGUUGUUUGGAGUGUUGGAUGAGAGGGUUUUGGAGUUGAGGUGA
This is a messenger RNA of Sclerotinia sclerotiorum 1980 UF-70, 3324 nucleotides long. RefSeq lists its product as hypothetical. Bases 1 to 3324 code for a protein of 1107 amino acids. NCBI's taxonomy places the organism in Eukaryota, Fungi, Ascomycota, Leotiomycetes, Helotiales, Sclerotiniaceae. The record is from RefSeq and is a predicted model, not a curated record. The transcript has 6 exons.